GGCGGGGCGGCGCGGGCGAGCAGAUGCGGCUGGAGGCGCGCGGGAGCCGGGCGCGAGCAGGGCGCAGCCGCGAGGGAGGCGCGGGGGAGGCCAGCGGGAGCCGGAGCACCAGCAGCAGCCAGUGUCGGUAAAGAGCAGCCAGAGCCACAGUCGCGAUGGCCGUGGCGGUGGGGAGACCGAGUAAUGAAGAGCUGCGAAACUUAUCACUUUCUGGCCAUGUUGGAUUUGACAGUCUGCCCGACCAGCUGGUCAACAAAUCCACUUCUCAAGGAUUCUGUUUCAACAUCCUGUGCGUGGGUGAGACAGGUAUUGGCAAAUCCACAUUGAUGGACACUUUAUUCAACACCAAAUUUGAAAGUGACCCAGCUACUCACAACGAGCCAGGCGUCCGGUUAAAAGCCAGAAGCUAUGAACUCCAGGAAAGCAACGUACGGCUGAAGCUAACAAUCGUUGACACAGUGGGAUUUGGAGACCAGAUUAAUAAAGAUGACAGCUAUAAGCCUAUAGUGGAAUACAUUGACGCCCAGUUUGAGGCCUACUUGCAAGAAGAAUUGAAAAUUAAACGUUCUCUCUUCAACUAUCAUGACACAAGGAUUCACGCCUGCCUUUACUUUAUCGCCCCCACGGGACAUUCACUGAAGUCCCUGGACCUGGUCACCAUGAAGAAGCUGGACAGCAAGGUGAACAUCAUCCCGAUCAUCGCGAAAGCCGACACCAUCGCCAAAAACGAAUUGCACAAAUUCAAGAGUAAGAUCAUGAGUGAACUAGUUAGCAACGGAGUCCAGAUAUAUCAGUUCCCCACAGAUGAGGAAACAGUGGCAGAGAUUAACGCAACGAUGAGUGUCCAUCUCCCAUUCGCAGUGGUCGGCAGUACUGAAGAGGUCAAGAUUGGCAACAAGAUGGCGAAGGCCAGGCAGUACCCUUGGGGUGUGGUGCAGGUUGAGAACGAAAACCACUGUGAUUUUGUGAAGCUGCGGGAGAUGCUGAUCCGAGUGAACAUGGAGGACCUGCGAGAGCAGACGCACACUCGCCACUACGAGUUGUAUCGGCGCUGCAAGCUUGAGGAGAUGGGCUUCAAGGACACGGACCCCGACAGCAAGCCCUUCAGUCUUCAGGAGACCUACGAAGCAAAGAGGAACGAGUUCCUGGGGGAGCUACAGAAGAAAGAGGAGGAGAUGAGACAGAUGUUCGUCAUGAGGGUGAAGGAGAAAGAGGCGGAGCUCAAGGAGGCAGAAAAAGAGCUUCAUGAGAAGUUCGACCUCCUGAAGCGGACUCACCAAGAGGAGAAGAAGAAGGUGGAAGAUAAGAAGAAGGAGCUUGAGGAGGAGGUGAGCAACUUCCAGAAAAAGAAGGCGGCGGCUCAGCUCUUGCAAUCCCAGGCCCAGCAGUCUGGGGCCCAGCAAACCAAGAAGGACAAGGAUAAGAAAAAUAGUCCCUGGCUCUGCACGGAAUAAACGAUACUCUCAAAUCUAACUGGACGUGCUUUCGCCUUUGCAUCUUCUUCUUUAUGUAGCCAUCCCGUUGACAAGCCCUACUCUCUCUUAAUGGACAGCAUUAGAAGAGCGGGAGCUGUCUGUCCACUCGAGUUGGGGAAGAGUUACCUCAUCUCCACCAUCGCCUCCCAUUCUUUAAAGUCUGGGUCAAAUAUUGCACUGCUGUUUGUAAAUGUCAAUGUCUGUUUACAAACCACCACCCUCAGUGGCUACCGAAGUGACUUCAACUACCAAAAAUAGUAACGCUAUAUUAAUGAAAAGAGUGGGAUAGAAAACUUAGGCCCAAACCCCGGGAUUUGGGGUUGGAAUCCUGUGGCUUAGCUGCCGUUUUCUUGAACCUCCUGAUCUAAGACCUUAAGGACCGAGGAGGGCCUGUGCCUCACUUGAGGUUGUUGUCAUCAUCUGUGGGGCAAACGUAGCCCAUGGUAUUCCUGGUCUCGAUCCUAUGGGCAACUCUCACCAACCCAUCAGGAUCCUCAGCUAUCAGCAGGUCAUCAGAGUGGGCCAACCCUUGCUGCCUUCUGUUGGUUUUGUGGGUUUUUCUGGUGUGGGAUUAAAAAAAAAAUGCUAUUGCAUGCACAGAGGUGGCUGCAGUUCUCCCUCCGGAAUGUCCUAUUGAUACGGUGUUUUUAUUUUUCAGCUGACCAUCUGCCUCUUGAGAGAAAGAAGUGGGCAUCCUACCUUUAAAUUCAGGAACCAUUUUUUUUUUUAUUUGACUCUGUUACCUGCAUCCCUUACCGAAGUUGUUUGGGGAGGGGGUUCUGCUCGUUUUGGGGGUGGGGAAUUCCAACUAGCCACUCCUGCAUUUUGUAUUUGUUAUUCAAACUUUUGGUAUCAAAAAUCAUGGCAAUCCUAAGUUCACUUCAGGGGAGAAUUCUGUUUAAUAUGUUCUUCUCUUAGAUGCAAUUUUAAAGUGCCCCUUUUUGUUACUAGAGUUUUGAUCUACAAGUCUUAACUAUGUUUGAAUUGUGCCAGUGUUGGGUAAAUGACUUUUCUGCCUUUGGGGCUCAAUUUAUAUUUAAAGAUAACUUAAAAUCCUGUCUGGCCCAUCCCUGCCUUUGAAUUUGUUGUGAAGCUGUGCUUUACCUCCUAUCCAUUUUUUCUUUUCUUUUUUAAACCACGAAAUGAACACCAAACUGUACACACCUUUCCCAGGUCACUGCUGUGUUAACAAAGGUUCAGUUCAUAUCUUCUCAGAGGGACUCACAGGGCUUUCUCCACAGUAUCUGCAAAAGGCCUGCUAGGAAUCAAAGCAUUUACAUCAGAAAACUUAGAACCCACCCACAUGUAGAAACACUUGUGCCAGUUGAGUUAGCUUAUGUUUUCCAAUGCUGACCGGGGUCUAGGCUGAGUCAGGACACUUAAAAUAAUAUUCACCUGUCAGACAAAAGACACCUGCCAGAUCCCUAUCAAUCUAAUCCAACUAUCCAAAUUCCCAUCAGCAAAGAAUGGUUGAAGUUCCCUUCUAAAUUCGCUACUGUCUACAGCGUUGUUUGCAUCUUAAAAUACUUUCAUCUCCAUGGGAGGUGCGAGUUGCAUUUGGUCAGAAGCCUUUGGGGCGGUGCCCUCUGUGAGAAAGGUGCAGUGCUUCUGUCGGCCAGUGAAGACACAGUAGUUCUUAUUCUCGGGAAGAGGUCCCUUAGAGCAACCGGAUGAGUUUGUUAGCAAGCAGCUUGUUACUAGAAAGUAUUUCUAAGUGUAAGUAAAGGCAGUUUCACUGGAGCUACUAAGCUGCCCAAAUGCCCCUUCACCGUACGCAGUGGCAGAAACUCAGUGCUGUGACUAAUGGACGGGGCGUGGGUACCAACUCUGAUGCCAGCAUAUAGCGGUGCUAUGUUAAACAUGAGGUCAUGUUGAAACCACUAAGUAUAAUUUACUUCAUUUUUAACUUAAAAUCAUUUAAUAUCAAUUUUAUACUAUCAUUUCACUUGUUUCAAAAUGCAUUUUGUUUCAGGUGAUAGUUGAGCAAUGUUUAAAAAUCAGGUCAGGUGCAGGAUUUUGCCUAAGGAGAGUGUGUAGUUUCAUUGCUCUUCUUCUCUUCAUACUAAGAUCGAGAUGAGAAGUGAGGGGGUUCCAAGCAAGCUAGCUUCCAUUCAGUGACCAUAGAGAACCUUGCUGUGGACAUCACUGGCCAAGUAUCUUGUGUCCUGUCUCCUAAGACUGACUGCCAUUGAUUUGGCAUUUUGCUUCACAUGACUCCUUUUCUCAGAUGUUGACAAAGCCGUGGUCCUCAGGGCCUCCUGUGGAAUUGUGCCGAGGACCAUCACCAGGAAUAAGAAGUGCACUGGCUUACGCUCAUCUACACUGUGGGAAAGACUUGAGCCACAGAACCUGUUUCUGCAGGCAAUAGCCUUUUUAUUUUUCCCCCCAAACUUUAAAAAAAUUACUGAGUUUCAAAUACUUGCCUAUCCAAGUAUAGUCUAGCUGUCUAUUUGAGACCAGCAUAAUCCAUUAUGAAAGAGAAAGACAUCCUGGAUUAGUGUAUGCUAAGAUGGGUAAUUUAAAAAGUUAAAAAACAACCCCCCACCCCCAGCCCAAACCAAAGCCCAUGUGUCAUUAUGUUUGACCAAACAUUUCACCAUCAAUGGUACCUUAUCAUUAACUUUCUUAGUUGGUUUUUUGUUCACCAUUGGAAAUGACUGCAGGAUAGAUGUUUCUGGACAUCUAAGAAAUACACAAUUGUGACCGUGUUUAAUGAUCUACCUACACAAAGCUUUGCAGAUAGCCAUCCUUCUGCCAUGGAGACCAACAGGGCACUGUCUCUUCAAAGAUCCUGUGCUUGAAUGCCUAUAGUGAUACCUAGGCCUUAUGUCUCUUCACGUCAGUAGCUAGCAAGCACCUAUCAAUACCCACACUAGUGAAAGGGAUAGAUGUAUGGUCAUUGGAGCCUAAGUGCCCACUCCCUCCCUCUCCAACCUCACUGGUAACUCUGUAUGCGAUCUGCUGGAUGUCUGCCGCACAUCACAGGAGAUGCAGAAAUUCCAUGUCUGUUUCACUGUUGGUGGAGUCAUUCAGUCUGUCUUGGGAACUUAAGAUUGUGGCUCCCAAAUGAGUGGAACAGAGGAUAUUACCAUGAGCUUGUCCCUUUCUCACAAAGCACAACUUAAUGUAUGAGAGGAAUUGAGUAACAUUCCAUUAAAAGCUGGGCUUCUCGCAGUUUCUCUGCAGCAGGGACAGCAUUCCCAGCUGUCUGCAGUACUUCCCCUUUCCCCCUUUCUAGUACUUUAUUCUGUGCCACGUGGCCAUGAGCAUUAGUCACACAGGGGCACACUCUUACCUGUAUUUGCCCUCUGUCCCUCCUGAGCAUACCAAGUGUGGAACAAAGGGAAACGGUGCUGUCUCAUACUCAACUAUCGAAGAUGAAUCCUAUUCUGAACACCAACAGGGCCCCAUCCUCCCACAAGCUUGUCUCAAUGGCUGUUUGCUACUGGUUUUCAUUCUGGAGUGUCCUCUCAAAGCGAGCUGUUCCCACGAAAUGAACAGCAGGUUUGCUGUGCAGAGAGGCGUUAGCUUUUUCCUUCUGUGGGCUACAUGUAUUAGCAGGCUGAACAGUCUGGCAGUUGAUGGGCUAUGAAGGUUAUACUGAGUCAAGAUAAGAGUUGUUCUUUUUACCCUUAACCCCAAAGCUUCUACAGCAAUAAAACAUUCUUGGAUACCUUGGAGAAAGAGUAACAGAGCUUGCUGCUCAGUGGUGGCGCACACCUUUAAUCCCAGCUCUUGGGAGGCAGAGGCAGGCGGAUUUCUGAGUUCGAGGCCAGCCUGGUAUACAAAGUGAGUUCCAGGACAGCCAGGGCUACACAGAGAAACCCUGUCUCGAAAAAACAAAACAACAAAAGAGUAGCAGAGCUGGCCCAAGCAGUUAUCCUUGCCCUACUCCUCCAUCGGUAUAUCCAAAAGGCCACAAAACCACAUCUAACUGGAAUAGAAAAUUUCCAGUCUAACUCCUUAAUGACAUUUGUGUUACAUGUGUGCACUUCAUCUCUCACGUCCUAAUGGCUGGUUAAGUCCAACUCAGACCAACAGCAGAAAAUUCUGGGCUAGGGCCACCUUCACACCCUUUCGGUUCUAUUUAUUUCUAGCCUCUUUUGUGGGACUAUGUACAACUCACUCCGCAUGGAUAUAGAUACACACAUGGUUCUGGGUUAUUUGCCUGAGGCGCUCCUUGCUAACUUCUUCAGGCUCACAAGCUUGCCCCACCUAUACCUUAAGUUGCAUACAACUGUAAGUACAAAGGCCAGUGAGAUGGCUCAGUGAGUAUUCUGGGAGACCUGACUGCUAGCUUGAGACCCCAGUGAUGGAAGGAGUUGUCCUUUGACCUCCAUCCACACAAGCACCUCAGUACACACACACACCACAAAAUGGAGUAAAAUUGUAACCACAAAGCACACAGAUGUAUCUGCUUAGUACCAGUCAACCCAGACAGCUCAGUUUCACCAUGAGGCUGAAAAGAUGUUUUUUUUCCCCCACCCCCUGAAAACACCACCAGAAAACCAAAGCACUAUUUAGUAAUGGGUACAGAAGACCUCAUUAACAUAGUUUAAAGGUUCAAGAACUUAGGAGCUUUCAGAAGUUGCGAGAUGACUUUGAUCUGAGGAUAUUUACCCCUCAGGAUGCUGGUGAGAACAUUUGGCACAGUUCCUUUCCUUUCUCCUGAAAAGCACGCAGAAGGAACGUCAACAUCUUAACCACCAUUUUCUUCUAGAGGUUGGGAUGUUUUUGGGCAGGCAAGCAGUAAAGUGUUUAGCCUAUAGGUUCUCAUCAGCUUCCUCAGCCAACCAUGGUGUCAGGAGCACUCUAACAAAACCUGACUCUUUCAGUAGGGGAUAUGGACGACUCAGCCCCAGUUCCCCUUCCUCUGGUAGAGAAAGCAUCUUGUUUGCCAAUAACCAACUUGCCCAGCUUUCAGAGGAUGGAGAGUUUCUCAUCUCACUUGUGAAUAUAUCAUAGUCCUGUUUUGCUUUUGGUGGAUUAGUUACUAAGCCCAUCCUUUGAACUUUCUGGAGAGCCCAAGAAUGAUGCACCUUUUAACCACCAGGAGGCAACAAUUACCCCAAGGAACUAAGUGAGCAUCAGGAAUAUUCUUAAUGCAGGAAUACUCUUCAUCGAGGCUCUACAGUGUUCAGUGUUUGCUAUUUCAGUCUCAGGCUGGUUUUGAAAAAUGCCGAGGGCUCUGGAUAUUUACUAGAUUUAGCUGAAAGGACAGCAGCUAUUAAGUAUUAAUUACCACUGACCCAAAUCAAAAGAACAACCCAAACAUACUCUGCUCUAAAGUUUGUUAUUUUUAUUCAUGUAGGUGCCUUGCUUGCAUGUAUGUAUAGGCCCAGUAAAGCGAUGGUACUAUGGUUUCUGGAAUUGGAAUCACAGUUGGUUGUGAACCACCAUGUGGGUGCUGGGAUUUGAACCUGGGUCAUCCAGCCUCACUCUAGAGGUCUCACUACUGCCCAGACUUCCUGGGCUAAAGCAGUCUUCUUGUCUUAGUCUCUUUAGUAGCUAGGACCACAGAUGCAUGCCAGCACCAGUUCACCAUCAGCAUUAAGGAACCUCAAGAUGGAGCAGCUAAAGUCCUGUUGUCUCCAACUUCUGCAGUCUGGAUCGUCUGUAUUAUAGAUCAGAUGUGCAUCUAAGUGCAUGUGUAGGUUUGUGUGUGUGUGGUGUCCCAUUCAUAUCACACACAUUAUGAACACAUUGAACUGUGAACCCAAAGCUCCCAUAAUUAAUGUCAAGAAAGAUAAUGAGGACGUGUGAUUUUUAUAAAAAUACAUACCUGUGUGAGGCCAAUCCUUUGCAUACAACCCUUUGUUCAUGGCUCUCCCAAACCCCAUCCUUGCACACUUAAUGCUUACUCCAAUUGGAUUUUCAAGGUCAUAGAAAUUUAGCAGUUAAAGUCUUCUACAACUUUCUAAAUGUUAGUGAUCUGAAAAUACUCUUGCUGUUAAACUUAAAAAUCAAUGAGCUAAGAAUAAAAUUCCUUAUCUGUAA
Mus musculus (house mouse) is the source of this 7472-nucleotide messenger RNA. RefSeq names its product septin 11 (gene Septin11). The transcript has 11 exons. Gene Ontology annotation, molecular function: GTP binding. Gene Ontology annotation, cellular component: dendritic spine; axon; cytoskeleton. The coding region runs from base 156 to 1454 and encodes 432 amino acids. Lineage: Eukaryota; Metazoa; Chordata; Mammalia; Rodentia; Muridae. The record is from RefSeq and is marked validated.